GGCUGUCGCAUGUUGCGCACACGCACGGCACGGCAGCUCGCAGAUGUGGACGCGGCCGGGUAAUUUCUGUCGCGGACCUGCUGCCUCCCUUGUUUCCAAUCUCUAGGUCCCAAGAGGCUGGUGCGGGGUGCCGAGAAUCCCUCGGCUUUCCCCUCGUCUUCCCUCCCGCUCAUCGUCGCACUUCUUUUUUAUUCGCGCACCCAUUGGUCCUCCUUUUUUUUUUUCACUUGACGUACGUUGGAAGGAACAUGUAGGUGCCUUCAUUGCGGUGCGUUGGACUACCUACCCAAGGUACUGUGCGCUUUGUGUUACGAAACCACAGGCUCCCUUUAUUCAAUUGGGUCGCGUUGCUGCCUGCCGAACCCCAAGCUUGGUCAUACCUCCAUUUCUGCUUCGAGAUUUCUUUCCGUCGCACCGUCAUCCUGCGUCCUGUUCACGCCAUUCAAGGCUCGCUCAAGGCUCGAGCUCGUGCCCCCGCCCAAGCUUGCACUGCGGUUGCGGUGCCUUGGCACAAUUGAGUCAAGGGCAAAGCUAGCAGCGGGUUGAUUGUCUGUCCUUUGUCGCCUUCCACAGACAACGCUGGUCGUGGGAUGCGUCAAAUGACAUAGCUCGAGAGGGUUUCCUCCUUUGCUUCCUGCCGAAGCCUCCCUCGAAGCCCACCCAAUCGCCAUGUCGAUGUGCCUGAUGCGCACCGGCCUGGGCCAUCAUGGUCAUGGGCACGCCCUCUCGCUGGCGCUUGCGAGGCACGCCAGGCAUGGUGGCCAGUUAGGAAUGCUGGGUGGCUCUGCGGCCUUAUCCUUUGGUGGUCUAGCUCGCGCUCAGCGAAAAUGGCACAACACGAGCAAAUGCCUUGGGUCCGCCUCAUCGCUGCCGCUAGCUUUGGCGAAGACGACAACGUGCUGCCGACAACCGCAGCAGCAACAGCUCAUCCGCCAUGCUUCGGUCCUGUCCGUAAUCCCCACUCCCCUCGGCCAGGUGGCCACGGCUACGUACUCCACCAAGGCGCUGCCGCCGACCACGCCCUACGGCCAGCUCGCCGUUGGCGUCCCCAAGGAGACCUACAGUAACGAGCGCAGGGUGGCUCUGACCCCACAGAACGUCGCUCUCUUGCUCAAGAAAGGCUUCAAGCGUGUGCUCGUUGAGCGCGGCGCUGGGGCCCUUGCCGACUUCCCCGAUGAGGCCUACGACAAGGCCGGAGCGGAGCUGGUGGACGCCGGCAAGGUCUGGGCCGAUUCCGAUAUCGUGCUCAAGGUGCGCGGCCCAAACAUACCCGAGGUGGACUCCAUGAAGGCUGGCCAGACGCUCGUCUCGUUCCUCCAGCCGGCGCAGAACAAGGAGCUAGUGCAAAAGCUGGCCGCGAAGAAGACGACGUCAUUCGCCAUGGACAUGAUCCCGCGUAUCUCGCGCGCCCAGGUCUUUGACGCGCUCAGCUCCAUGGCCAACAUUGCCGGCUACAAGGCCGUGCUGGAGGCGUCCAACAACUUUGGCCGCUUCUUGACGGGCCAGGUCACAGCCGCUGGCAAGAUCCCCCCCUGCAAGGUGCUCGUUGUGGGCGCCGGCGUGGCGGGCCUCAGCGCCAUCGCGACAGCCCGCCGCAUGGGCGCUAUCGUGCGGGGUUUCGACACUCGGCCGGCCACCCGCGAGCAGGUCCAGUCGCUGGGCGCCGAGUUCAUCGAGGUCGAAGUCCACGAGGACGGAUCAGGCGCGGGCGGGUACGCCAAGGAGAUGUCCAAGGAGUUCCAGGAGGCCCAGCUGCGCCUGUUUGCGAACCAAGCCCGCGAAGUCGACAUCAUCAUCACGACCGCCCUAAUCCCCGGCAAGCCCGCGCCUCGGCUCAUCACCAAGUCCAUGCUGGAGACCAUGAAGCCUGGGUCGGUGGUUGUGGAUCUGGCGGCCGAGGCUGGCGGCAAUUGCGAGAAGACGGUUCCUGGCGAGAUGGUUACCUAUCGCGACGUCAAAAUCAUUGGAUACACCGACUUGCCCUCACGACUGCCGACCCAGUCAUCGACGCUGUACUCCAACAAUAUCACCAAGUUUCUGCUCACCAUGGCCCCGGUGGAGAAGGAGUUCGGCGUUGAUCUAGGCGACGAAGUCGUGCGUGGCGCCAUUGUGACGCAAAACGGCGACGUCCUCCCGCCAGCUCCCCGGCCCGCGCCACCUCCAGCACCUGCGGCCCCGCAAGUAGUCGCCAAAGAGGCCGAGCCUGUUGCCUUGACGCCGUUUCGGAAGGAAGCUCGAGAGGUCGCGCUCGUUGGAGCCGGUAUGGGUACCGCCCUCGCCCUCGGAAAGCUCACCAGCCCGCUCUUUAUGGGCAACGUCUUCACUUUUGGUCUCGCGAGUCUUAUUGGAUACCGCGCCGUCUGGAACGUCGCGCCCGCGCUUCACAGCCCACUCAUGAGUGUCACCAACGCCAUCUCGGGCAUGGUCGGCAUUGGCGGGCUCUUCGUCCUGGGUGGCGGCUACGUCCCCGAAACCAUCCCACAAAGCUUUGGCGCGCUGUCGGUGCUCCUGGCCUUCGUCAACGUCUCAGGUGGUUUCGUCAUCACGAAGCGGAUGCUGGACAUGUUCAAGCGGCCCACGGACCCCCCAGAGUACCCGUGGCUCUACGCCAUACCUGGAGCUCUGUUUGGUGGCGGAUUCAUCGCUGCUGCGUCGACGGGCGCCGCCGGGCUCGUCCAGGCCGGUUAUCUGGCGAGCUCCAUUCUCUGCAUCAGCUCCCUCUCUAGCCUGGCGUCGCAGGCCACAGCCAGGAUGGGCAACUCGCUCGGCAUCCUCGGUGUCGGCUCGGGAGUCCUGGCGUCCCUGCUGGCUGUUGGCUUCUCCCCCGAGGUCCUGGUCCAGUUUGGUGGCCUCGCCACUAUUGGAAGCAUCAUUGGGCUCCUCAUCGGCAAGCGCAUCACGCCCACCGACCUCCCACAGACCGUCGCCGCCCUCCACUCCGUGGUCGGCCUGGCUGCGGUCCUGACGAGCAUUGGCAGUGUCAUGGCCGAUCUCGAUCAUAUCACGACGCUGCACCUCGUGACUGCCUACCUUGGCGUCCUGAUUGGUGGUGUCACCUUCACGGGCUCCAUCGUCGCCUUCCUUAAGCUUGCUGGCCGGGUAUCCUCCAAGCCUAUCAUGUUCCCAGGAAGACACCUGCUCAACUCGGGCAUGCUGGCUGGCAACAUGGCCACCAUGGGCGCCUUCGUGACCAUGGCCCCUGGCUCCCCGGCAAUCGCCGCUGGAGCCCUGGCCGCCAACACGGCCUUGUCUUUCGCCAAGGGCUUCACCACCACGUCUGCAAUUGGUGGCGCCGACAUGCCCGUCGUCAUCACCGUGCUCAAUGCCUAUAGUGGUUUUGCGCUCGUCGCCGAGGGCUUCAUGCUGGAUAACUCGUUGUUGACCACGGUUGGCGCACUGAUUGGAGUGUCUGGCUCGAUCCUGUCGUACAUUAUGUGCGUGGCAAUGAAUCGGUCUCUUACCAAUGUUCUUUUCGGUGGCAUCGCCCCAGCCCCAGCCGGCGACUUCAAGAUUGAAGGCACCGUGACGCAGACAAACGUUGAAGAGACGGCCGAGGCGCUGACCAACGCCGAGAGCGUCAUCAUCGUGGUGGGCUACGGCAUGGCGGUGGCCAAGGCGCAGUACGCCAUCUCCGAGAUAACGAGCAUGCUGCGGUCCAAGCGGAUCAACGUGCGCUUCGCCAUCCACCCCGUGGCCGGGCGCAUGCCAGGCCAGUGCAACGUGCUUCUGGCCGAGGCCAGCGUGCCCUACGACAUCGUGCUCGAGAUGGACGAGAUCAACGACGACUUUGGCGACACGGACGUGACCCUGGUCAUUGGCGCAAACGACACGGUCAACCCCAUCGCCCUCGAGCCCGGCAGCCCCAUCGCAGGCAUGCCGGUGCUGCACGCGUGGAAGAGCAAGACGGUCAUUGUCAUGAAGCGCGGUCUGGCGAGCGGCUAUGCCGACGUGCCUAACCCCAUGUUCUACAUGCCCGGCACGCGCAUGCUGUUUGGAGAUGCGAAGGUGACCUGCGAUGCCAUCAAGGCGGCCAUCGAGGCCCGCCAGUAGACCGCGGCCAUCUCUGAACGAAGAACACGGAAACAAUUUCCUUUUGAAUCCUGUCACAAAGAAGCACGCCAUCAAAAGCCAAGGUCCAUUGUCUCGCAUUUCCCCGGCGUCUAGACCUUUGGCUUAUCUCGACGGAUGAUUCCUGGCUAGACGUGCAUGUAGGAGUCUACCUACUUCGGGCUCGAUAAACGCAGCAUCGGCUUCCUGCCAUGGAAUGACUGCAUUUUUGUAAAGGAGACGUUGCUAUAUUUUGACGGAACUACCGAAUCAGACUCCGAUUACCACGAGGACACCGACUCUCUCGGGGCUCGCGACUAGUGCUAGUGCGCCCAUACCCCACGGCUUGGCCACGUAGAAGGAAAAAGGCAUAUAAUCGGUGUUCCAUUUCCGUCUUCCCCUCUCAGGCAUGAAAGACUCUUUCUUUGGACUCUAACAAAGGUAUACCCGCACAAAAUCAAGAGACCACUUGCGCCAAAGGCGGCAUGUCUUGAUCUGGGGUUCCUCGAAUGUUCAGACGG
Gaeumannomyces tritici R3-111a-1 is the source of this 4568-nucleotide messenger RNA. RefSeq lists its product as hypothetical. Gene Ontology annotation, biological process: proton transmembrane transport; NADPH regeneration. The coding region runs from base 670 to 4050 and encodes 1126 amino acids. Lineage: Eukaryota; Fungi; Ascomycota; Sordariomycetes; Magnaporthales; Magnaporthaceae. The transcript has 4 exons. Gene Ontology annotation, cellular component: mitochondrial inner membrane. The record is from RefSeq and is a predicted model, not a curated record. Gene Ontology annotation, molecular function: NADP binding; NAD binding.